Molecule: messenger RNA, 2470 nt
Organism: Carcharodon carcharias (great white shark)
Lineage: Eukaryota; Metazoa; Chordata; Chondrichthyes; Lamniformes; Lamnidae
Product: probable G-protein coupled receptor 132
Exons: 2
Coding region: 261-1280 (339 amino acids)
Biological process (GO): G protein-coupled receptor signaling pathway; negative regulation of G2/M transition of mitotic cell cycle; G1/S transition of mitotic cell cycle
Cellular component (GO): membrane
Molecular function (GO): G protein-coupled receptor activity
Source: RefSeq, a predicted model, not a curated record
CCUGUUAACGACAGUUCCAGAUUGCGUGGUCUGACAAGCUGCAGAUUCACCCUGCGCUGCAGUCAAACACAGGAGAGCUUGGAGCUGCCAUCGCUUUAACCAUCACUAGCACAUGGGCUGCAUCGACAAGGGAAACUACAUACCAGCAAAAAAGGUUGGAACACCAGACAAGUGGCAGAGCCAAUCUCAGGGAUCUUUCGGUGUUUGGUGUUAAAUUCAAGGUUCCUCUACAUCGCACUGUAAGUCCAUCCGUAGGAAACAUGAACCAAUCAACAAGUAUGGAAAUCUAUUGUAACCAGAUGUGUAAGAUUGACUUUAGAAAAAACAGUGUUGAAUUGGCAGCCAUGUACAGUGUAAUCUUUACCGUGAGUAUUACCAUGAACUGUCUGACACUGUGGCCAAUUAUCUUGCAAGUCAAACAGAAGAAUAUCCUUGGAGUUUACCUAUUAAGCCUGUCCAUAUCUGACAUUUUCUACGUCUUGACCAUUCCUCUCUGGAUCCUGUAUUACUACAACGGCCACCAGUGGAAGCUCAGCUGGGCCUCCUGUUAUUUCUCUGGGUUUGUCUUCUAUUCCAAUGUCUACAUUAGCAUCUUCCUGCUUUGCUGCAUCUCGGUUGACCGCUACUUAGCAGUCGUCUAUCCCAUCGAAUCUCAGGGGUUCCGGAACCCGCAAAAAGCCGUGCAAGUCAGCCUGUUGAUAUUCCUAACAAUCUUUGCCUUCCAUCUUCUUGUUUUCCUUGGCUCCAUCAAGCAACAAAGAGGCCAUGAAGCAGACAACCAGACUUGCUUUGAGGGCAUACCUCUUGUCCAGCCGGUGGCCAUUGCUAACUACUUCCGCUUUGCCCUGGGCUUUUUGGUGCCGCUCCUGGUUUUGAUUUUGUCUUACCAGAGGAUCUUCAAGGGCGUCAAGAAGAGCUUAACCCUGGGGCCAGAACAAAAGGCAAAAGUUAAGCUUCUUUCCAUAUCAGUCAUCACCAUCUUCAUCAUCUGCUUCGCCCCCUAUCAUAUUAUCCUCUUGCUCAGAACAGUAAAUUUCAACCUGACUGAUUGUAGUUGUGACUUUGAACAAAAAGUUCAUCUGCCCUUCAACAUUGCUUUGGCGCUGUCUAGCCUCAACAGUGCAGUGGAUCCGAUACUCUAUGUAUUAGUCAGCAACGGUAUCAAAAAGGACCUGAGGAAAGUUUUUACCUCCGUCUAUCGUAUUGGUUUCACAAAGGGGAGAGCGAGGGGCUCUCCCAUUUCACUUACUAAGACCACCACUUUGAUCGCCCAUGCGUGACCGAGGACAAGGGUAAAGGUGGAUGAAAUGGAACUCGGAUUCACUGUAGCCUCUUCAGUAUUGACCUAAAGAAAGAAUGCUGCUUCUUGUGCCUGUUCCCAGCUCCGAGACCAGACAGGAGGCAAGAUGUGGAUAAGACAAGAGGUGGAGUCAUGGGCUUGGAUUGCUAGCAACAAUACUGACAACCUGAAUGGGUAAACUCUCCUUACCUAGAGAUACAGAUGGAAAAAUUGGCUCGUGUUAUUUUCAAACCUGACUUUGGGUGUCCACUUUGUACAUUUCUGGAUGGAUCAUUUCACCUGGAACUGUCCUGUCAAUGGCUGACCAAGCAGUGGAGCAAGGGUUUGAUCAAUUAAAGGAGUGUUAGGUUUUCUGCCCGAUGUUCACCUCAACAAGAACUGACAUUCAGCUGCAGAGUCAGACUGGUGCCCUCUCCACUCCCCAGCCUCAUACUGUGAAGACCAGGCACUCCAACACCACAGGACUUGUAACCCAAGCCCAGGGCUAGCAAUAUGGACCCAGUGAGGACAACUGAGUCUCAACGAUAGCCUCAAACUUUUGUCCUCAAGCUAAAAGUUUGACCUUUAGCACUGCAACUAAAGAGAACGGAAGGCAGGUAUGGGGAGCCUUUGUCUUACCACGGGCCAUUCGCACUGACAAAAAUCAGCCUUGGGCCACGCACACACUUAAAAAUCAACUUAAUUUAGUUUUUUUUUCAAGAGAGAAUGCAAAAUCUCACCCUGUUUUAAUGUGAUGGCUGAUUUGAAUAUUGUGUUGUUAAUUAUUAUUAUUACGGUAACUUAGCUAACGCUUUUAUCUCAGGCAAAUUCGGAAGGACGAUGAUAAAUGCCCUUUGGAAGGCCCCACUGUCACAGGUCUGUACUUUUAGAAAUCUGGCUGAGCUGGAUGAAGUCGAGCAAAGGGCCGGAUCAGGCCUGCCAACCCAUAGGUUCCCCACCCCUGCUUGAAGGGGGUCUUCAUAUAUAAGAAGCUACCCUAAAGUGUGCAUUUAUAAUGGAAACAGCAUUUGCAUAUGUUAUAACUAUUCACAAUUUGUAUGUGUAUUGAGGCCACCGCCAUUUGCAUGUGCAAUGGGAUGCCCAUAAUUUGUCUGUGCGAUGAGAUACCCAAAGUUUCACUCAGAUUAUGAUGACUCAGUUUUCAUUAAUAAAAAAGGACCGUUGCUUUCA